AUGGCAGAUCCACAGAAACUCCUGUCUUGGUACACUGGCCUGUACUCCCGUACCGUCGACCUCGUUGGCGACUAUGCAGGCAGUGAGCUCUUCAUCAUCGAAGGAGACUCACUUCUCUUGCACUGCUUCGCCGACGAUCAACUUGAUUUCUCCAAUGGCUUUCAGCUGCUUCAUGCCACUUACAUCGUGGAGCGGUUGCUAGCACAGCUUCGACAACGAAACUGCAAUUUUCACAUCGUCUUCUUCGGCAACAACUCGGGGGCAUCUAUUCCACCACAUGCUGAUGAAUCAUCGUUGCCGAAGUACCGUUUAGCUCGUGAAGCCAUUUUACAGCAUCUCCAACAGAAUGCUCCUAAGGCUUUCCCAUCCAUGCAAGUGAGAUGCUUUGAUACAUACAACUGCUCUGAUUUUGAGGAAUAUCUUACUUCGGAGGGGGUCUAUUUUAUCAUGUGUCAUGAUGGUGCCUUGUCAAGUCCUAGCGGGCAGGACGGAGCAUUUGGUAGAGCUCUAGAAGACCCCGAGAAAGUACUGUCAGAAGAUAGCUCAGACAGUGGCUGUGAUGAAACUUUCGAUAGCGCUCUUCCCUCGUUUUGGACGAAUAGAGUUACGCUCAGGUCGAUGAUACACUGGUUUAUCGCACAUGGCUUCAAUACCUCUUUGUUGAACAGCUUGGAGUGUCGUGAUACCAAGGUGUUUACUAUGGUUCUAGAGGGCUCCGCAGAACGGGCACAGAAUCUUUUCUGCGUGGAUUCUGUUAGCCUGGACAUUGCGGAUGAUACGGAAUCAUCUGACUCUGAUACAGAAGAAGUGAUAUCUGAAACCAAUCUGGUGCAUUGUCACGUCGAAGCUAGCCCCAGUGCUCAAAGACCUUCCCCCACUAUCCCUUCCUCAGUCGAGCCUACUCUACGCAAUUUCCCGCGUAUCUUGGGCGCCACUGAUCACACUCUCACUCAGCGAGAGUGGGCCACAGUCCUAGCAGCAAGUGUCCUGCUAACUUCUGACUGCCGCGAAGAGAAUGAGAUGUUGGGGCUACGUGCUCUGUUGAUACACACAAUCAUUCUGAGUGAGUGCGAACUUGAAAACCGCGUGUAUGAUCCCAAACACCGUCGUCCUGGUGAAUUGUUGCUGGUAAAAUAUGUUGAAGUAUUUCGGAGUGUCAUCACAUCACAGUUGUGGCAUGAGGUUAUGAGGACUAGACCCCUGACCUGUGAUGUGGCGGAUCUGAUUGACGGGCGGUUGUUUCUUGAGAUGAUGCAAUUGCAAAUAAUCUGUCCGUCUGAUCUUGAAUGCUCCUUCAGCCAAUCAGUCGUGGAUAGAUUCUCGCUGCUUGCCUCACUAGUGAAAGGCAUAUGUGGCGUCGAAAUUGCUAGCUUUCAAGUGAGAGCCAAAACUAGCGGUAGCAAAGCAAGCAGCAAUAAGAAAACUAGGAGUUCGGGCAGGUGUCAAGUUUUUAGUCGGACAAAGGCAACUGCCGUGCUCCCUUUCGACAACCCCGACUUUGACAGCCAUCUCAAGCCGAUAUCGCUUGCCAUUGACAAAUCUGCUGCUGGGAAGGAACUUGCAGUGUCGCGAAUUUUUCAGGAAAUCAGCCACUGGCAUAAUCAUCGCAGACUGCUAGGUCAGCGGAAUGCAAUUCCUCCUUCGGAGUGGCUUCUUCGCCGUAACCAGAAGUUCAUGGCCGAAACUGAGCAGUAUGCUGCCAGUCUCACAGAUGCGAAACCAGAGUCAAUUUUUGUAAAGACUAACCUCAAGGUCUUGCCAAGGAAAAAUCCGGCCUCUGAAGCUAUGGAGAGAGACAGGACCUCUCUAUCCACGAAGAAUGGCCCAAAACAGACAAGACAACCAAAGGCCAGCGCAUCUGCGUCGGUUAAAGCGGAGGCAGAAGUUCACUUCCGGGAACAACGGGAGAAAAACCUUGAAAGACAAUUGAAAGCAUGGAAAGCUAAACGCCAUGGUAUCGAGCAUGCCGACAAUCUGGUCCAGAGAUAUCAAGAUGCUUCCGAGUAUCUCCACAGCUUAAAGAGAAAGGGAGACUGUCUGAUAGAGCUAGACAUACUCGCCUAUCUCAUAAUGACCCUGGCGCAGCUGUGGAAAACCAAGUGCGAAACAGAGAAGAAUAAGCCUAUGGGGAUAGUGGCACUCAUAUGGUUCCUGAUUCUUAAGAUCUCAAAGGCGAAACAAGGCAUUACGAUCGGCAUUCGAUGCUUUGUUGAAGAAACUAUCAAAGCGCUCAAUCUCCCACGUAUUGACAUCCCCUGCCACAGUUCAGGAAAAGCUACAUCCUCAUUCACACCAAUACCUUCACAGCACGCCAACUUGCAAACGGGCCUGUCACAAGUUGAGUUUCAGCUUGUUCAUGCGGGUCCAUACUUUGAUCGAAAUAUGGAAUCGGCACCAGACCCUCGUGUUCAUGAUUUUGAACCUGAUCGGUGGCAGAGAGAUAUCUUGGACCAAAUCGACGCUAAAGCGAGUCUUUUCGUUGUCGCUCCCACCAGUGCAGGAAAGACUUUCAUAUCAUUCUAUGCUAUGAAACAGAUCCUCGAGAGCAGUGACGACGGGGUCUUGGUGUACGUUGCCCCGACUAAAGCACUCGUUAACCAGAUCGCCGCCGAGGUCCAAGCAAGAUUCAGUAAGAGCUACAAAUACGCUGGAAAGUCUGUCUGGGCUAUCCAUACCCGUGAUUACCGCAUCAACAACCCAACUAGCUGUCAGAUUUUGAUCACAGUGCCACACAUCCUUCAGAUUAUGCUUCUUGCUCCGUCAAAUGCGGACUCGUGGGCGUCUCGCAUUCAGCGUAUCAUUUUCGAUGAAAUCCACUGCAUUGGACAAUCAGAUGAUGGAGUGGUAUGGGAGCAAUUGCUUCUUCUUGCACCGUGCCCUAUCAUUGCACUUUCCGCGACGGUCGGUAAUCCCGAAGAAUUCAGUAACUGGUUGAGGUUGACUCAGAAUGCAAAUGGCCAUGAACUGAAAAUGAUUGAGCACAAAACGAGAUGGUCGGAUUUGAGAAAGUUUGAAUACAGACCUCCAUCCACUUUCAUCUUUAACGGGCUAUCGAAUGUCACUCAUCUAGCUGCACUCGGCCUCGAUGCCUGUCCAAACAUGUCCUUUAUACAUCCUGUGGCAAGCCUGACCAACCGAUCUCGUGGAUUCCCGGACGAUCUGACUCUCGAGCCGCGUGACUGUUGGACACUUUGGAAGGCCAUGGACAAGUACAAAACAGCAGAUUAUCCGCUUGAUAAGGCGUUGGAUCCGUCAAACGCGCUGCCAGGUGUCAUAUCCAAAGCCAACAUAUUGGAGUGGGAGGUCAAACUGAAGCUGGUACUGAAACAUUGGAUGAACAUCUCAGACUCUCCAUUUGAUGCUGUUGUAUCGGAACUCUCACGAGGAAGCUAUGUAGAGAAGAACGACAACGUGCAGGUAUCGUCUGGCAAACUCGGCCAGUCAGAUGAGCCCCGCGCAGUGAAUAACACACUUCUCAGCACAACACUGCCCCUGAUCUGUUCUCUCCAUGACCAAGACGCCCUACCAGCUAUUUUCUUUAAUUAUGAUCGAAGUCAGUGUGAGAGGAUGUGUCAGCAUAUUCUUGAUGAACUGGAACAGUCCGAGGCCCGGUGGAAGUCCUCAAGUACAAGCUGGGCGAGCAAGAUUAGUGAGUGGGAAAAGUGGAAGAAGUCGGAAGAAAAGCGCCCCAAACAAAAAAAACCUGUUAAAGGGAAAAGCCGAUCUGAAGACAGAGAUGAAAAUAUGUCCAGAGCAGAACAGAUGCGUGAGACUGCGUCUGCAGAAUCGAGUUGGCACGCAUCGUUUGACCCAGAUGAGCCAAUAUCGAGGUUUUCCCUAGCUGAUAAGAAGAAGCUGGCGGGUUCUGAGUUUGAGGAACAUGCUCAAGAGCUGCGGAAACGGCAGGUCUCUCCUCGGUUGAUUGAUGCUAUGAAGCGUGGGAUCGGUGUCCAUCACGCUGGUAUGAAUCGCAAGUACCGACAGGUUUGUGAGAUGCUCUUCCGCAGGGGCUACCUCCGGGUUGUCAUCGCCACAGGUACAUUGGCUCUUGGUAUCAAUAUGCCAUGCAAAACCGUCGUCUUCGCCGGUGAUUCUGUCUUUCUAACGGCGCUUGGAUUUCGGCAAGCAGCUGGUCGAGCUGGACGCCGAGGCUUCGACUUCCUAGGAAACGUGGUCUUUCAGUGUCUUCCGGAUUCCAAGAUUCACCGUCUACUCAGCUCGAAGCUUCCAAGCUUGAAUGGCCAUUUUCCGUUGUCUACCACUCUAGUACUACGACUUUUCAUUCUGCUUCAGAAGUCUAAUCGGUCUAAUUUUGCCGUCCAAGCCAUCAACUCGAUUCUUUCAUGCCCACGGAUUUACCUGGGAGGGCCAGAGGCCAAACAUACUGUUCUCCAUCACCUGCGGUUCUCGAUCGAAUACCUCCGUCGCAAUCAGCUCCUCGACGCUAGCGGUCGUCCCCUCAAUUUUUCGGGCACUAUAUCGCAUCUAUACUACACCGAAAAUUCGAGCUUUGCAUUCCAUGCGCUCCUCAACGGUGGAUACUUUCACCGUCUGUGCAAGAAUAUCGGCAAGAAACCCAAAGAAACUCUACUCACAUUGAUGCUUGUUAUGUCGCACUUAUUCGGUCGCAAGUAUCUACCUCCAGUUGCCCUUGAGAACCUCCGAACCUCUGAGAAGAAAUCCCCAUCUGUUGUGAUUCUUCCAAGUCUUCCGAAGGAGGCAGCUAGUAUCUUGCGCAGUCAUAACAAGAAGACUCAAGAUAUUUACACAUCUUAUGUCACCACCUUUGUUGAGCAGCACAUCAUAGAUCCAGGCUGUUUUCUCCCGCUGACAGGAAUGAAAUGCGGUGGCGACAAAUCUCCGGAGGGAAUCAGCCACGCACUGCCCGUUACUCCUCCGACCCGAGUCACAUCGUCAUUCGCGGCACUUUCUGGUCAUGGCGAUAAAUGGCGGAGCAUAUCUGACCUUUGCAAUAAGGUCCGCAGCGGUGUCUGGCUAGAACAGGCAGUGGUACCGUAUGUGGGACUUUACCCGGAAGAGGGCAAACUUCCACUCAAUGCGUAUCUAUAUGAUUUCUUCAAACACGGAAAUGUAAAGGCAUUGGAGAAGGGAAAUAUGAUCCGCAGGGGUGAUAUCUGGUUUCUCCUGAACGACUUUUCCCUGGUCCUUGCCACCAUUGUCACUGAUUUCGAGAACUAUCUCAAGCUGUCCCCAAGCAUUGACCUGGACUUGUUGGAUGUGGCUGGUAGUGGUGAUGUGCACGAGAUCGACUUGGAUGAUAGUGCUUAUGAUGCAAACGAUCCCCUGCCAGGGACAGCCGCGAAAUCAGCCCAUUUACCCCAAGUCCGGAUGCAAGCCACAACCAAGCCCCCGCUCACUUCGGCAUCCGCCAAUCCAAAGAAAGCGAAGGUAGCAGACAGCUGGGAAGAUGAGUUGAAUGACGAUGAAGAAAGUGAGAACAAGGUACCCGAGAGAGAGGAAAAUGCAAAGGCCACUAACAAUCCCACUUCCUCCACUUUACCGAGUGAUACUGAGCAGGGAUUUUUGCAAGUCUUGAGGGCGUUCAGAAUGCUUCAAGCUGAGUUCAAUGAGAAGUUCAAGGCCAUGUGGGCAUAA
Molecule: messenger RNA, 5616 nt
Organism: Aspergillus luchuensis
Lineage: Eukaryota; Fungi; Ascomycota; Eurotiomycetes; Eurotiales; Aspergillaceae
Product: putative DEAD/DEAH box helicase
Exons: 4
Coding region: 1-5616 (1871 amino acids)
Cellular component (GO): cytoplasm
Molecular function (GO): nucleic acid binding; ATP binding
Source: RefSeq, a predicted model, not a curated record